Molecule: messenger RNA, 3067 nt
Organism: Camponotus floridanus (Florida carpenter ant)
Lineage: Eukaryota; Metazoa; Arthropoda; Insecta; Hymenoptera; Formicidae
Gene: d4
Product: zinc finger protein ubi-d4 A
Exons: 9
Coding region: 104-1690 (528 amino acids)
Biological process (GO): nervous system development
Cellular component (GO): nBAF complex
Source: RefSeq, a predicted model, not a curated record
UGAUCAUCGUAGUGCCACUUCCGGGAAGAAGAGGUACUGUAGUAUCUGGUAUACAAGGUAACGGAGUAUAACGUCUCGACUCUGGACAUCAGGCAGGUGAAAGAUGACAGCGGUGGCUAUGGCUCCGGCCAUGUCCCACAAUAACAAUGGAAUAAUACAAGUGGUGAACGAAAGUAAUUUAACUAAAAUAGAAAGCUUCCUCAACGACACGGCUUACAGAGAAGCCAUUGAAAACUCCUCCAAUUAUAAUAGUCGAUUAUGCCGGGAACGACGUCUUCGUAUGCCCUUUCUCGAUUCGCAAACGGGUGUGGCACAGAAUCAUUCUGCACUUUUUAUGUCCUCAAGAGAAAGAUUACCAGGGUUGUUACAUGGUCAAAUCUACACCUAUCCAAGUAAAAGAUGGCGAAAAAAACGACGGCAAUACUUGAUGCACUAUCUGCAUCCAAAACGAGGACCAAGAGGUGAUACAGAGGAUGGAACAGAAGGUGUAGAAGCUGUUACGCACAUAAAUGAUGAUAGUAAAGAUUCAGUAGUGCUUAAAGAUGAACAUAGUAAAGAUGCUUGGUAUUAUGAUGAACAAGAUAUGUUAGAUAUGGAUGCCUACGAAGAACCUGAUCCUGAUAGCGAUUAUGAUUAUGAAGAGAGUUAUAGUAGUAAAAGAAAACGCAGAAAAACUCGUGGAGGUGGCCAUCAUCCUGCUCGUAGUCAUCCACCUUCAACAGAUAGUCCAGGCGGUAAACGAACAAAGGGUGGGGGUCGUGGACGCAAAAAAGCCAAUUACGACACUGUUGACACUGAUAAACCAUUCGUUUGUGACCUAUGCAGCGCACGGUAUAAGACCAGACCUGGUCUGGUCUACCAUUACGGUCAUUCCCACUCUACUUCCUCCGGUGAUCCUGCUAAGGAACUAAGUCCCAGUCCUGCCGAAGUUGAACCUAGGAGCGUUGCAGACACCGCUGCUUCGAACCAGCCAGGUGGUACGCGUCGGGGUCGUCAGAAUGCUACUUCCUCGAAUACCUCGAGUCCUUCCCCGGCGGCCCCAGCCGUCGCAUCCGCUGCGGGAACGGCGUCGCAACCAUCGCAACAAUCGCAGCAGCAGCUGCAGCCGACGUCCGCGCAGACGCCCAUCGCUCCAGCGUCGCCCACCAUCUCGGCCAAGGAAGAUCAUCUGCCUGCCGUGUCCUCGCCCGGUAGCACCGUCGUUCCGUCGCUCUCCUCCGCGGAGACCGUGACAGGAGGGUCGCCCACCCCCGGAGGAGGAGGAGGAGGUGGAGGGGCGAGCGGCGGCGGAGCUGGAGGACCGAUCGUGGAGAAGAAGGCCGGCGGCAAGUCGUCCGCGGCGCAACCGUCCCCGUAUUGCGACUUCUGCCUGGGUGACGCUCGCGAGAACAAGAAGACGGGGGGAUCCGAGGAGUUGGUGUCGUGCAGCGACUGUGGCCGCUCAGGGCAUCCAACUUGUUUGCAAUUCACUGCAAACAUGAUCGUUUCUGUUCGCAAGUACAGGUGGCAAUGUAUCGAAUGCAAAUGCUGCUCCAUUUGCGGCACCUCUGACAACGAUGAUCAGUUGCUGUUCUGUGACGACUGUGAUCGUGGAUACCACAUGUAUUGUCUGUCUCCGCCUCUUGCAUCACCUCCCGAGGGCUCCUGGUCGUGCCGCUUAUGCAUAGCUGAAUUUCAUCGCCGUGAUUAAGUUCACUCUCAGAUAUAGAUAUAAGUCAUGAAGCUAUCCUUGUUAUUGCUGCGGCAUACAACGUCUUGGUCGUUUUAUUAGGAGAAUUAGGAGAGUAUUCACGAGAGCUCACUCGUAUAGUAUUAUACGGCAUACACCGGUAAACUUUUUGAGAAAAAAAAAAAAAGAAAAGACUUCUAUUGACUACUAUUUAUUACAAAAUUGCCAUUGAUUUAUCAGCUUCCUGUAAAAUUAUGUUAAUAAUAAUGAUGACGAUAAUAAUAAUAAUAAUAAUAAUAAUAAUAAUAAUUAAUGAAGGAUACGUUUAGCGUAACUACAUUAGAUAUCUCAGGCACUGGUGAUCUCGACGAGAUAAAGAUGUAUAAGGAGACACAUAUUUAUAUAAUUUAACCGAGAUAGCUUUUAGAAUAUAAGUGUAUAAAGAUAUAACUCAUGACUGUCAGCAAAGUUCUGUAGAGAGAACGAACAGAGAGAUUAUUAAUUUUAAAGACAAAGACGGAGUUCGAUUUACCGAUGAUCUUAGAUUUUACAUUCGUACCGAACAAAGUGUAUUUUUUGCUCAUUUUACGAACUGACACAUACAUAUACAUAUAUAUAAAUAUAUACAUACAUAUGUAUAUAUACACGUUUAUAGCGAUAUUACUAACAAACGAACUAUAAGAGGUUUAGUCGAAGAUCGUUAAAUAGGACAAUACUCUCCUAGUUCUAUAUAGACUAUUCUACUCUUAGUCAAUAAUAUAUUUAAAAUAUUUCAUUUGCAUUCAGAACUUUUACAAUUGCUUAAAUUUAACGAUAAAUUUGGCGAUCUCGAGUUUUCACACUAACUCUUAGCUCCUCGCGCUAUCGACUUGGUAGGAAACCAAGUUUCAUAGGAAAGAAAAAAAAAAGAAAAAGAUAUGGAAACGAAAAAAUUUAUUCUAGAAAAUCAUGAUAUUAAUAGUAUUUGUUCCAUGAAUAGUGAUAAAAGUAAAAUAUUAUCUCUGUUUCUCUGUAUGUAUCAUGAUACUCUAAAGCUUUUACACUUAAUGAGGUAACUAUUAGUAGUGACAUAGCUGUCAUACGCAGACUUGCAGCACACUCGCAGAAAGAUUAUAUGUUCUUCGUCACACAUUUAGCCCAGUAUUUUUAUAUUUUAUAUAUUAAAUGUACUUAAUUUUAAGAAACUGUGGUGAUAUUUGGUAUUCGUUAAUGUCAAAUUUUAUUUCGUAAUUUGACAAUUUUACAAUCGCCUAAUUGUAUAACUAGUGUUAUAUAUCAUUCAAAUUUUUGUCGACUCAUCCUUAAGUUUUUCUCUCCUCGAUUAAACCUGAUCAAACUUAUACAUCGCUUAUUUUUAUGUAUACAAAUUGGAAUAAACGUUAGUUUAUACAAACUGGA